AUGACCGACCCCCUUGAGCCCGUGCCGAGUCUCCGCGAGCCUCCGACCGACGCACCCGCCGACCCGCUUGCGCCCGUGCCAGGUGCGCCCAAUGCCACCGAGAAGACACCUCUACGCGAAGAGGUCUCCAAGGAAGGUGCAAAUGCGCCGUCGAUAGACUGGAAAGCGCUGUUAGACCGCGCUCUUGUGUUCCUGUCAACUGCGAGCAAUGAGACGCUGGGCGCAUGCUUGGUUGGUCUGGGCGCAGGGACCUACUUAAUAUUAGGAAGAGUCGGAUUACUUCUUAUAGGCGUCGUGGGCGGUGUGGCCCUCCAUGCGACGUGGGAAAGUCAUGCGCACGGCGACCAUGGCGCCGAGAAGAGCCAGGACCUACGGCGGAAGGAACUGGGAGUAGACAUUGCGCACAGGGUCCUCUCAUGGCGGGAACAGCGAGACAAAGGCAGCAGUCAAGACGACGAUGACGCCGAUCUCAGUGUGAAGCUGUACUCAGGCCAGGAGUUGGAUUUCUCAGACUUCCGCCCAGAGACGGCGGCUGCGCUGACGGAACUGACGGACGCGGUGAUACGCGACUAUGUCAAGUGGUGGUACCACCCCAUCAUUCCCAACGAAACACUCUUUCCCAAUGCUUCUCGACAGACAUUGACCGCUUUUUUGAUCUCCAUGUCUACACACCUAUCCCGCAAGCGACCGGCAGAUUCAUUCGUCGAUUUUGUGACCAAGUCUUCGUCAUUCAUGAUCAUCUUCUUUUCUGAACUCUCAAAUGCUAUCUUGGCGAACCCGGGCGAGACUGCGCCUGGAGCUGUGGACUUGUACAUGAAGAUGAAGCGCGACAGCACGCUGGCUACGAUUCUAGACACGGAAUUUCAAACAAAGCAACUAGGCGGUAUCGCGGAAGAUAUACUUCAGAACUAUCUGGAGCCGAAGACGUACAACUGCAAGCCCGCGCGGGAGUUCCUGCACCAAAUCUUGGCGAAGGUGGUGCUGGAGAUGAUCGUUACAACGUGUUCGAAACCCGAGUGGAUCAACGGCUGGAUCGUGCACCUGCUUGAAGAUGGCGAGCCCGAGCUUAUGGAGGCCAUCGACGCGGGCGUCGAGGCAUCGCCGCUAGGGACCGCCAAGGAUAGUGUUGAGCGGCGGCAGAACAGUGAGGAGGUAAAGAAGCACAAGCGGGUUGUGAGUAGGGCGCAGCAGGCAAUGGACGAAGCUAUGCAGGAAGCUCAGCGGCUGAACCAGAUGAUUGCGGACGAGGACGCAAAGCGAAUGAAAGAGCAACACAAUACAUCAAACUCUUCCUUGAUCGACGAUCAGUCCGAGAGCACUACGCAGGGCAUAGUCACCCCGACUUCAUCACAAAGUGAGACCCUCGCAGAGAACGACAUGUCAGCCUUCGGCAUCACGAACAUGCCUGCCCAUGGCUCACAAGAAUCCGCCACACCGUCCCCGACCAACGAAAACGCGCAACCGCAGAAAGAAGCUUUCACCAGCUUCGACCAGCUCGUCCCGAAUGCUCCUCCUACAGCGCUGGCAGAUAAUUCACCACUUACACCUCCACCACUGACGCUCCACAACUGCAAGAUGACCAUAUUCGAUGACUCUAUGCCGGGCGAAAAGGGAAUAAUUAGAAACAAACCCACCGUGGAGUACUUGAUCCAAAUCGAACCUUCAUUGGACUAUUAUAAGGGUUGGAUGUCUGCAAAGAAAUACACCGAUUUUGAGACCUUGCACGAGGUACUUCGCCGAAUAGCGCAAAUCACAGGCGCGAACGGUUUCGUGGAAGCACACAAGGAUCUGCCGACUUGGAAGAACCAUACCAAGGUAUCGCUUCGUGGCGAACUAGAGCGGUAUCUGAACGAUGCUGUGCAGUACAGACCCCUUGCUGAAAGCGAAGGUAUGAAGCGCUUUCUCGAUAAGGAGAUCGGAAACGGCAAAUCGCCCGGCGCAGGCGGCAUAUGGCCCGGCCAAGCAUUCGAGACGAUGGGCAAAGGGAUGAUGAAUGUCCUCACUCAAGCGCCAAAAGAGGUCGCGGGAGGCGGCAAAGCGCUCUUUGGCGGUGUAACGGGCGUGCUGGGCAGUGUUGCCACCCCCUUUGGCGCAAAGAACGGGAAGAAACGCGCGGACUCCACAACGAACAGCCCAAGCGUGUCCCGCACGUCGACCAUAUCCCAAACUACGCCGAUAACCAAUCGACACGGUCGCGCUGAGAGCACGGUAUCAGAGCUUCCAAGUCACAUCCGAUCCGAAAGCACGAUGUCGUUUGCUGCGAAGCGUACAUCCACGGAAUCUCUUCGCACCGCUAACUCGCCAAUUAUUGACCAGCAGCCACAAAGAGAGGCGCCUAUGGAGCGGCGUCCAAGCUACAACCCCGAUGGCGAUGGGAAGCGCUCGGGCCCAAAUAGUUUGUUCGGUGGGUCAAGAAGUGCAAGUCGAGCGCCGAGCGUGAGGGAGAGUAUGGACCUGUCGCCUACAAUGGGCGGCGACCAGCUCAUGAACCUCCCCCCUAUGCCGAGCACCCACCGCCUCAUCACCCGAAGCCAAAGGAAACCACGCGCCACCCACGCCCCCCUCUCCGAGCCUGAAACCACCGUCCUCAUCGAACUCUUCUUCGCUACCAUCAACGAGCUCUACACGCUCUCCUCUGCCUGGUCCCUCCGCCGCACACUGCUCAACGCCGCAAAGACAUUCCUCCUGCGCCCCGGAAACCCGCAAUUGACCUCCAUCCAGACCCUGAUGCAAUCCACCAUGCUCGACGCAAACACUUCCGAUGAUGGGCUGGCGUACCAUAUCCGCAAGAUACGGGAGAAUGCGCUUCCUACUGAGGCGGAGUUAGACAAGUGGAAUAAAGAGUGUGAGAAGAAAGGCUGGGUAAACGGAGAGAUGGGAGAUGAGGAGAAGGAGAGAUUGAGGGUGAAGGCGAGGAAGGCGCUUGUGGAGAAGGGCAUGCCGCAGGCGCUGACAAGCGUUAUGGGACAGGCGGCUAGUGGGGAGGCACUGGGGAGGGUGUUCGAUGCGCUGCAGGAUGCGCGGGUCGCGAGGGGGGUUAUCUUUGGGCUGAUGCUUCAGGCGUUGAAGGGGGUUACGCAGUAG
Molecule: messenger RNA, 3084 nt
Organism: Didymosphaeria variabile
Lineage: Eukaryota; Fungi; Ascomycota; Dothideomycetes; Pleosporales; Didymosphaeriaceae
Exons: 5
Coding region: 1-3084 (1027 amino acids)
Cellular component (GO): intracellular membrane-bounded organelle
Molecular function (GO): phosphatidylinositol binding
Source: RefSeq, a predicted model, not a curated record